Molecule: messenger RNA, 5645 nt
Organism: Vidua chalybeata
Lineage: Eukaryota; Metazoa; Chordata; Aves; Passeriformes; Viduidae
Gene: HMG20A
Product: high mobility group 20A
Exons: 11
Coding region: 346-1392 (348 amino acids)
Biological process (GO): regulation of gene expression
Cellular component (GO): nucleus
Source: RefSeq, a predicted model, not a curated record
CCUUUCUCCCGAGGGGCUCCUCUGGGGGAGGCGAGAGGGCCGCGCUGAGGCGGGAGCGGAGGGAUCCGAGCAGGCGGGGUUGUAAGGCGGCCGUGCGCGUGCGGGAGGCGCGGCGGCUGCGCGGGCUGAGGGGACCCGGCUGAGGGGACGCGGCCACCCCCGGCGACCCCGGCCCUGCGCGAGAGCCGCCGCCGGCAGAGACGCUGGUAUUUGAAAAAAAACCCAUAAUGUGGAGUUGUGAUUCAUAGAACUGCAGAUGUUGCUUGGAAGGGACAUCUGGAGGGAGGUCAUCUUAGUCCAGCCUCCCACUCAGAGCAAGACUAUUGCCAACACCAGUUUAGAGGUAUGGAGAACUUGGUAGCUGGCUCCAAUCUUCCUCCACUUUUUACAGAUGAGGAUGGAUCUAAGGAAGGUACUGAAAUUAAUGUAACUGGAUUAGCUAAUUCGGAGAGUUCAUUCAGUGGUGGAACUUCACAGCCUGUGAAUAACCCAGAUUUGGUGGAGGACUUGUCACAGGCUCAGCAGCAGCAAAAUGAGACUUCUAAUGCUGCUGAAACCACUGAGCAGAAGCCUGAGGAGGAGCAGCAAAGAACCAAACGAGGGGGCUGGGCCAAAGGGAGGAAGAGGAAGAAACCCCUCCGGGACAGCAAUGCCCCCAAAUCCCCCCUCACCGGCUACGUGCGGUUCAUGAACGAGCGCAGGGAGCAGCUGCGGGCGAAGCGGCCGGAGGUGCCUUUCCCAGAGAUCACCAGGAUGCUGGGCAAUGAGUGGAGCAAGCUGCCCCCUGAGGAGAAACGGCGAUACCUUGAUGAAGCAGACAGAGAUAAGGAGCGGUACAUGCGGGAGCUGGAGCAGUACCAGAAGACUGAAGCCUACAAAGUCUUUAGCAGGAAAGCACAGGACAGACAGAAAGGCAAAUCACACAGACAAGAUGGAGCAAGACAGCCAGCUCAUGAUCAUGAGAAAGAAGCAGAUACAAAGGAGAGAUCUGUCUUUGAUAUCCCAAUCUUCACAGAAGAGUUCCUGAAUCAUAGUAAAGCCCGUGAGGCGGAGCUGCGGCAGCUGCGCAAAUCCAACAUGGAGUUUGAGGAGAGGAACGCGGCCCUGCAGAAGCACGUGGAGAGCAUGCGCACGGCCGUGGAGAAGCUGGAGGUGGACGUGAUCCAGGAGCGGAGCCGCAACACCGUGCUGCAGCAGCACCUGGAGACCCUGCGCCAGGCGCUCACCAGCAGCUUCGCUGGAGUCCCACUGCCAGGCAGCGGGGAAACCCCCACGAUGGAAACGAUUGAUUCCUACAUGAACAGACUGCACAGCAUUAUCCUGGCCAACCCACAGGAGAACGAGAACCUCAUCGCCACGGUGCGGGACGUGGUGAACAGGCUGGAGCGUUAGUGACGGGGUCUCGUGACCCGGGGAAGCUUUACAAAAUUUUUUUUGGCCAGUGUGGAAUAAGAAGCCAUGGGGGCAAGCCUAGGGUGGGAGGCAGGAUGGCAGGUUUGUCCUGGGCCCUGCCUGUGUGUUUUGUCAGGGAGACAAACAGAUCAAUGCAUUAAGAGAUCUUAAGAAGCCACGGACACCGCCCACUAAACCUUUGGAACUGUCCUCUGUGUGAACAUUUAAGAGCAUGCAACUUUUGUGCAAUCUACAUUUUUUUAUGGAGUUUGCUGGGUGUGAGGGUGCCUGCGUUCUGUGGACUGGCUGGCUGUGGAGAUGAAAUCUCAGCUUGUGAAAUGGAGUCAGCGUAUAUGUUGUAGUAAUAACUUUGAUGUGUUAUAUUGCCUAAUGUCUUCUAGUGUCUUUUAUUUUGUUUUCCUGUUUAUCCUGUGGGGUUACCUUCCUUCACUUCAGUUGUCUUCUUUUGAUCUUGUUCCCUGAUUCUUGCACUGGAUAGCAGUGCUUGUGUUCUCUGCUCUAACAGGGAGCUUUCCUUGGUGCACUGUCUUGUCCUACGCCUCCUGCUAUGUUUAUAGGAGCUUUUCUUAAGCAGAACCCUGUUUUUUUUUUUUGUCUUAGCCUGCAAUUCCUACGAUGUGAGUUUGCCCCUGCUAGAGACUGGCUGUGGUUGAUGCUUUGUGACUCGAUUCUACUAUGAGACAGACUUCUUCUCUCCCCUCUCUUCAAGCACCUCUCUUGCACAUUGCAUCCUGCUCUUCUGUGAAGGUCUCCUGUUAUCUCUUGAAAACGUUUGCUGGAGCAUUUUACUAUCACAAAGAUCAGUGGAAAUCAAGAUAGAAAGUGAAACAUUAGUUCCUCUCAGCAGGGAAAAUGGGAUUGUUCAGUUUAGACUAAACCCACAAAGCUUGCCCUUCCUCUGAUACAUUGUUCAGUCUAAUUUAAUGUUAUUGCCUUGUUUUUGAGAGAAUGAUCUCAUGGGGAAAGCAGUUUUCUAUAAAAAGCAAAAUGGGCACGGGGAUUGCAUUUUUUUCCCUCCCUGCCCUCCUGAAAUGGCUGUGCUGGGAAUCAAUGUGUCUGGAAGCAGCACAUAUAUUUUUGCAUGUAUUAUUAGAGCAGAGAAGGUUAUUAGCAGCUAGGUCCACAUAGCCCACAGAUCCCAGCAUCACAGCUUCUUUCUGCUCUCACCUUUUGUACAGUCCAAGUACUGCCCAUGGAGCCCGUAGCGUUCAGCAUUUUGUGUUCCAGCUGACCUAAAUGGCCUUUCACCCUUUCACUUGCAUUGACUAGAGCUCUGCAUGUUUGAGUCUGAUCUUGCUGAGCUACACCACACCUCCUGGCAGAGCUGAGGCACCCACUGUCUGCACUGGCUUAUGCAAAACUUUGCCUGCUCUUUGGUUCCUGUCAAAUUGUUGAUUCUGACUUUGGCUCAGCACUUGUUGGACAUCUCUGGGCUUUAUGGGGGUGGUUGAAAUGCUCUUGCUCCCACAUGACAAUCUCUUUGCUCCUGCUCAAAACAUCUGUUAGGAUUCCCCGUUUGAUGUGGAGGUUACUUUCGUUACUGGAGCGUGUUGCUGUCAGCAUCACUUUAAUGUACUUGUGACGCAAAUAUUUUGAAGAUUAAAAACCAGUUUCUUCUUUUCCUGCCCUGUACACAUGGACAUGCUGGCCUGGAGCCAUCUUCAGGUCAGCACCUUGUAUGCCAGGUCUCAGCUUACUCCUGGGGUUAUUGCUGUAGCCAAGAAGCAACGAUUUCCAUGUAAAUCAAGUCUUCCUUCAGAGAGGAAACUCCUUUCUCUUGUUAUCUGUUUUGCUUUCAAGAUUUCACAAAAAGGAACCUCAGUUUGCUGCAUUGACUUCCACUCUCCUUAGCAUGGAUGAGACCAGCUGAUGCUGCCAUGAACUUUUUUAGUGGGUUCUGUAAUGAAUGUUGUGAAUCCUAGAGGUUGUUAAUGCCUCCAGUAGAAGCACCUACACCUUCAUCUCAUGUAUGUAUCUUGGUUUUUUAGAACUGGUGAUGUUUGACUCUCUGUUGAAGUGGCCAAAAUGCGCUGCACAGCCAAAACUGAUUUACAAAAUCCUGAAGUUCUGUCUGUGGCAUCCUACCUAGUACCUGGAGUUGUAUCCCAUAAAGACUCCAGAAAUUCCAUGUAAUGUAGGCUGCAGUUCCAGGCUGUAACCUAUCCAAUCCAUCCGUAGGGUCAGAUGGCUUCAGGCUGCCUGCUUACAGAAAUCUGCUCGUGGAUACUGCUCAUCCAUCUCUGCUGAGAAGCAUGCAAGUGUUGUGGGAUAGGAAAUUUAAGGUGAUAUUAUUAGCUGGGGCUGACAAAUCUCUUGCCUUUUCCCACAAGGAAGGAGGCGGGGUACAUUAUCCAUCUUGAAGCAGCUGGGAGAAGACUGAGUUCUUGCUCAGUGAUGAUGUGACAGAUGAUGUUUUGUCUCAUUAAGAAGCUUCUUAUUUAUGUUUAUUAACCCUAUAAAAAUGGAUUUUGUCUUUCCAGUGUUUUCAGAGUGUCACUUCAGUUUACAGUUUUCAGUGUUGACUGAUUAAAAAAAAAUGAAGUGGGUGUCAAGGAGAAGAGCGGAAUAAAAUGCUUUUGUCACUUGCAGAAAUGUUAAGAGAAAUAUAUGAAAGCAGAAUCCAUUUGCUGGAUUAACAUGUUUGGAAUUGUUUAAAUGCCAAGUUUUCUGUACGAUGUUUUUGUAAUUAAACUUUGGAGCUCCUUGGUUUCUAAGAAGUUGAUGUGCUUGUUUGACACUGCUUCAUUAAAAUUGUUCAACGCUGAAUCCAUUCUGAUUCAAUUUAACUGCAUUUUCAUGAAAGAACUACUACUCCAUUGAUUUCUUGUCAGAGAUUUUGGCAAUUCCAUGUUAACCUUUGAACGGAAAUGUGCCUCUUCCACCUCUCCACCCUAAGUGUCUUCCUCUGGAAAAGCUGAAGGAAUUUUGGUCAUUACUUACAGUGGUGAAAGUGUCAGAGUUUUUGGUUAUAGCUAAUGGUUGUCAGGGCCUUUCCCCAGCUUGACUAACUUUAAAAAUGUCAUAUCUCUCACUCAGCCCUUUUUUUACAUCCUUGUCUUCCUUUAUCCUCCCUAAUUUCCCACCAUCAGAGUGAUUUUCUUUAAGAACCUUCUGUAUCAUAAUUAUUGCUCCCCACUUGAUUUUCUUUUCCCCUAUUAGAUUUUUAUCCUCUCUUUACCCACCUGCUGGCUGAGAAUGGAACAGACUGUAGCCUCAUGCCAUUUGUACUUGGUGUAGGUGCUCUGUGGAGGAGUUUGGAUGACUUCUGCCUCUGCUGAUGCUCUUUCUGAAGUCACAGUGCUAUGAGCAGCCAUGUCUUUAUGCUACAUUUGUGGUCACAUCUCAUUAUUUUGGUUGACAGAUUAAUGCCUGGUCUGUCUAUACCAACAGGCUUGAUACUGUCUUCUUCCUGGGACAGACUACAUUGAGAUUUAGAAUGCUUUGGAGAUUUUUAAAACCACUAAUUGUGUAAUGGUAAAGAUACUAAAAGUAGAAGGAAUGUAGGGAAAACCUGCAUAGGAGAAUUAUCUGCCAUGCGACACUGGCUGGAUUGGAGGUGGAGACAGGAACAGCAAGACAGGUGCACAGCCAGAGGAAAGCGUAAGAGCAAAACAGCAGUGAGUUCAUAACAAGAGAAACACCUAAUUCCUUUGUAACUGUGCUCCUGUUUGUGGCACCAGGAGCAGAUGGUGGUAAAUCAUGCUCAAUUUGAGACAACGUGGUGUAAUACUUCCGCUGUUUGUUCCUGUUUGUUCCCCCCUGUUUACUCUGCAGCUGGGCAAUUGGACUGAUGAUUAAUUAUCAUCUAAGGGAAGUUGGGGGGGAAUCUGAGGCCUUUGGGCUCUUAAGAGAAGAGAUCACUUCCUCUUUGCUCAGGCAGCUUCCUGUUGAUAAUGUGGAAUGUGGAUUCAUUUGGAAUCUGAAAUUGGGUCUUUUUAACCUCUGCUUCAUUUCAGUUGAAUCCUUCAGAGUCAGAAGUACAUUGAUGCCUCUCCUUUACUUUUGCUAUAGAAUCUUUCUGCUUGGGAACCAUCAAGAGUUUUGCUGCUUUUUUCUCCUUCAUUGCUGAUAGUAUUGAGGUUUUUAAAAUGUUAACCUUUUUUUUAAUACAUUCAUGACUUGCUAUCUUAAUUGCAAAAUCCCUGGAUUUUGUAUGAACUGUACCAUUUCAGUGUGUGGUGAAGUAUCCACAUCCAUUAUGUAAUAAAAGGCAUAGCAUUUAUACUAACUGA